UAUAUAUUAUAUCACCACGUAUGGAACCAUAUAAACUUACCUGCUUUAUAUAUUAUUUUUUGUACUAUCCCAUUAUCCCACUAUUUGAAUUAAAUUUCGUCUCCUUCGAAUAUAUCUCCUGUUAUCCCUUCAAUCCUCUGAUAUUUCCUGAUUACGUUCAAAUCUAUUGCUAUCCUGUAAUACGCCAUCCCUAAAUCCUAUACCUUGAUAUUUCAGCUGUUAAAUCUACUUUGAUCCAUGUCUACUUUUUUAAGAGAGGGAAAAAGGAGAAGAAAAAAAUGUGUAAUUCUUUUGAGAGAGGGGAAUUAUUCGAGGGAGGGGAAUUAUUGUUUCAACCUUUCUCUGGCAGGGGGAAUUAAUCGAGACGGGGAAUUAUUCGAGGGAGGGGAAUUAAUUGAGAAAAUACGGUAGUGGGAUUUAGGGAAUCAAAAAAGGAUAAUAAAAUAUUUUCGACCUCUUAUAGACUGUUUUUAAUUUGCUAUCUAUACUUUUUAAAGGGAGCAGGCCAACUUACUGCAAGCCCAACUUACCGCAGAGCUAUAACUUUGU
Messenger RNA from Meloidogyne enterolobii, 549 nucleotides. Lineage: Eukaryota; Metazoa; Nematoda; Chromadorea; Rhabditida; Meloidogynidae. The record is from the annotation of a GenBank genome assembly.